Messenger RNA from Medicago truncatula (barrel medic), 7323 nucleotides. RefSeq names its product transcription elongation factor SPT6 homolog. The transcript has 18 exons. The record is from RefSeq and is a predicted model, not a curated record. Gene Ontology annotation, cellular component: transcription elongation factor complex. Lineage: Eukaryota; Viridiplantae; Streptophyta; Magnoliopsida; Fabales; Fabaceae. Gene Ontology annotation, molecular function: nucleic acid binding; histone binding; nucleosome binding. Gene Ontology annotation, biological process: transcription elongation-coupled chromatin remodeling; nucleosome organization; transcription elongation by RNA polymerase II. Bases 221 to 6703 code for a protein of 2160 amino acids.
AUUUCUUCACCCAACAACAUACCUCUCUCUACGAAUAUCACCAAUGGCACACACCCGUAAGUACCUCUAAUACCCAAGGACACGAUCGUACAUCCAUAUCCCAUCUCUAUAACUUCACACAUUCCUCACUCUCUCACUCACACUCUUCAUUUCUCAAAAUCACACUCAUUUCUCCGAAACCCUUUCUUCAAGAGUUAGGGUUUUUCCAUUUCGAGCAACAAUGGCGAGAGUUCGAAAAAAUCCUCAACCCGAAGAUGAUGAACAAGAGAUAAGCCGAAGGAAAGGGAAGAGGAAAUUAGCUUCUACUGUUGAUGACGAUGCAGAUGAAGACUUGGAUGAGUUUGAGGUUGAUGGGUUUUUAGUUGAUAAUGCUGAAGAUGGCGGUGAAGAAGAUAGUCUUAUGAAAACACAAAAGAAGAAAAGGAGAACGAGAUCGUCAAAAAACAUUGUUCUUGAUGAUGAUGAUCUUGAGUUAAUCCGUGAGAACAAGCGCUUGAAUCAAGGAAAAAUGAGUGAUGGAAAGUUGAAAAGGCUUAAAAAGUCCGGCGUAGAUGCUGAGCCGAUGGAACAUUCUUCUGAUGAAGGAUCUCUUUUUGAUGAUUUUUCUGAAGAAGAUGAUGAUAUGUCAGAUUUUAUAGUGGACGAAGAGCCUGUUGUCUAUGGGAAGGGAGAUUCUCUCAGGCAAAAAAAGUUUAAAGACUUGAAGCAUUCGUCUUUGCUUUCAAAAGAAGCCAAACAAAGAUCUGGCAAGUCAGGUCUGCAUACAGUGUCUGGUGAUCCUAAAAAUAUCCAUGUAGCAGGAGAGGGCAAUUCUGUAGCUGAUACAGACUUACCUGAGAGGAUGCAGAUAAUUGAGGACACUGUAGGAUCUUUUCCGGUUGACAGAAUGAGUAUCGAAGAAGAAAGUUCUUGGAUACUACGUCAACUUGUGUCCAAUAUAAAUCCACUGUUCAGCGAGGCCAAAUCCUGUGGACUAGUCGAUACAGUAAACAGGGAAGAUAUUGUUAGGUUCUUGGAAUUGCAUCAUAUAAAGAAAUAUGAUAUUCCGUUUAUUGCAAUGUACCGUAAGGAACAGUGCCAUAGUCUUCUGAAAGAUGGUAAACAGGAUGAUUUGGAAAAUACAUCAAUGAAUGAUGGUGAGGGAAACCCUAAACUGAACUGGCACAAGAUACUCUGGAUAAUCAAGGAAUUGGAUAUAAAAUGGCUACAUCUUCAGAAGCGGAAGAACAUGCUCCAAAGAUACUAUAACAAACAUUUUGAGGAUGAAUGCCAAAUGUCUUUCCUUGCUGAGGAAUCCAGUUUCCAUAAGCAGAUUUUUGACUCGAUCACCAUUAUGCUCGAGAAGGCUGAAACAGAGAGAGAGAUUGAUGAUGUUGAUAUGAAGUUUAAUCUGUAUUUUCCGCCAGCUGAUGAGUUCUUAAGCAGUGGUUAUAAAAGGCCUCUGAUGAAGACAUACUAUUCCGACUGUAGAAAGGCAGGAUUGUCUUCACUUGCUAGGAAAAUCGGAAAUCCCGAGAAAUUUGGUUCUCUAGUUACUCUUAACGAAGCGGAAAUGGUUAGUGAAGAAGAUCCAGAGGAAUCUCCAGAAGAGAUGGCUUCAAUAUAUACGUGUGAAACUUUUCAAACUUUAGAAGCUGUACUUAAAGGCGCCAGGCACAUGGCUUCCUUGAUGUUAAGCUGUGAGAUACCUUUCAGGAAAUAUGUCCGCAGCAUAUUUAUGGAUAAGGCUUUAGUAUCAACUAGACCUACAUUGAAAGGAAAUACAGCAAUAGAUUCCUUUCAUGAAUUUGCUGGAUUUAAGUGGCUGAAGGACAAACCUCUCUUGAAGUUCGAGGAUUCUCAGUGGCUUCUCAUUCAGAAGGCUGAAGAAGAGGAGCUUCUUAAAGUUGAAAUAAAGUUGCCUGAAGAUGCAGUAAAGGAGUUGAUGACAGUCUGCAAUGAUGCUUAUCUAAAAGACAGUGAAGGAACGUCCACUCAACUUUGGAAUGAGCAGCGCAAAUUAAUCUUGCAGGAUACCAUUUCAAACCUUCUUUUGCCUUCUAUGGAGAAGGAAGCACGUGCAUUGCUAAAUGCUAAGGCUAAAAACUGGUCACUAAUGAAAUAUGGGAUGCAAUUCUGGAACAGAGUCUCUGUGGGACCGUAUCAAAACAACGACAAUGCUGCUGCAAAAGAGCGUGGAGUAGUGGCUUGUUGUUGGGGAAAUGGUAAGCCAGGUACAACAUUUGUGAUGUUGGAUUCAAAAGGCGAGUUGGUUGAUGUGAUGCAUGCUGGGUCACUGACAUUGCGAUCUCAGAAUAUCAAUGAUCAGCAGCGAAGAAAAAGGGAUCAGAAUUGUGUCCUCAAGUUCCUAUCAAUUCAUCGACCAAAGGUUAUUGUAUUAGGAGCUGCCAAUUCAUCCUGUAUAAGGUUGAAGGAGGACAUCAAUGAGAUUAUUUCCGUGAUGGCGGAGGACAAUUUUCAAGACGCCGGUCAAGAGAUGAAUGGACUACCAACAGUUGUAUUGGGGGAUGAAGGUUUGCCUCAUCUCUAUGAAGAGUCAGAGAUUUCAACGAGCCAGUUUCCCAGACAAUAUGGCAUUGUCAAGAGAGCUGUGGCUCUUGGACGUUACCUUCUUAAUCCACUGGCAAUGGUUGCAACACUCUGUGGAGGCAAUAAAGAGGCAUUGUCUUGGAAAUUGGACCCUCUGGAGAGAUUCCUAUCAAGUGAUGAGAAGAUGGAGAUGAUCGAAUGGAUCAUGAUAGAUAUUACAAACCAAGUAGGUAUAGACAUAAAUUUGGGAAGUAGACAUGACUGGCUGUUAGCACCUUUGCAGUUCAUUUCUGGUCUUGGGCCCACGAAAGCUGGUAUGUUGCUCAGAGAAUUACUUGGAGGUACAGAUGUGAGAAAUCGAAAGGACUUGGCUAAAUUUGGACUGAAAACAAAGAGGGUUUUCUGCAAUGCUGUUGGUUUUUUACAGGUUUCUUGUGAUGACCCAAAUUUUGUUGAUACUGCUGGCAAUGUCCUUGACCGUACAAGAAUUCAUCCAGAGUCAUAUAGUCUUGCUGAGGAAUUAGCUAGAGCUGUUGUUACCAGACAUUAUGCUGAUGCCAAUGAUACCCAAUUGAAUGCAAUUGAAUGUAUUCAAAAUGAUCCAAAACUGCUAGAGAGUUUUGAUAUAAAUGAAUAUGCAGACGGGCUUGAAACAGAAACAGGUGAAUGCAAAAAGGCCACUCUUUUUGACAUAAGGAUGGAACUACUCCAUGGAUUUAAAGAUCCCAGGAGCCCUUUUCAGGAACCAACUCAAGAUGACGAGUUCUAUAUGGUAACUGGAGAAAUGGGGGUUGCACUGGUUGAAGGAGAAAGAGUUCAGGCAACAGUUCGUCGUGUACUGGCUCGUCAGGCAUUCUGUGAGCUUGAGUCUGGAAUAUCUGGAGUACUGUUCAAGGAGGAUUUUUCAGAUGAUAUUGGAGAUAUGCCAUUAACAGAAAAAUUGCGCGAAGGUGUUGUGCUUAAAUGCAAGGUCAAACUAAUUGAUAAGAGUAGAUGCCAGGUUAAUCUGACAUCUAAAGUGAGUGACUUGAAGAGCGUGGGUGAUCAAAGUUUUCGUGACAUGGAUCCCUAUUAUUGUCAAGGAAGUAUCAUUUUGCCUAGUCUACAAGAGUCAACAGAUAAAAAGGAUCUUGCUGAGAAAAGUUUCUUGCCUAGAAAAAUUUCUCAUCCCCAUUUUCAGAAUAUAACUGCAGAUCAAGCAAAAGAGUUCCUUGCAGAUAAGGCUGUCGGGGAAUAUAUUUUCCACCCAAGUUCAAGGGGUCUUUGUUAUUUGACCUUAUCUCUUAAAUUUUUUGAUGCAAUUUAUGUACACAAAGACGUUGUGGAAGGUGGGAAGAGUCAUGAUAUGAAUAGAUUAGUUGAACUUGGAAGUACAUUAAAAGUAGGAGAGGAAAUAUUUGACAACUUAGAUAAGGUUAUUGAACUCUAUCUCGAUCCAUUGGUAGUUCAUCUGAAAGAUUUAAUUAAUUUCCGCAAAUUUAAGAAGGGCACAAAAGCUGAAGUUGACGAACUAUUAAAACAUGAGAAGGAGGAACAUCCAAACAGGAUACCAUAUGGCAUUGGCAUUUCAUAUGAGCAUCCUGGCCUUUUCAUAUUGUCUUACAUUAGAAGUACAAAACCACAUCAUGAGUUUAUUGCUAUCCAUCCAAAAGGAUUCAAGUUCAGGAAGCACGUAUUCAACAAUAUUGAGCAGGUGAUGGGAUAUUUUCAAAAUCAUAUCAAUGAUGUUCCACAAGCAAAGGACCAAUCAAAAGAUUACAAUGACAGUGGAGGUGGUCGCGGCCGCGGUCGUGGUCGUGGUGGUGGGGCGUGCCACAAAUGUGGUGAGUCGGGUCACAUGGCUAGGGAGUGCACCCAAGAGGGUGGUGGAGGUGGAGGCAGGGGUGGUGGCGGAUCAUGCUACAAAUGUGGUGAGUCGGGUCACAUGGCUAGGGAGUGCACCCAAGAGGGCGGUGGAGGUGGAGGAAGGGGUGGUGGUGGAUCUUGCUACAAAUGUGGUGAGUCUGGUCACAUGGCUAGGGAAUGCACCCAAGAGGGCGGUGGAGGUGGAGGAAGGGGUGGUGGUGGAUCUUGCUACAAAUGUGGUGAGUCUGGUCACAUGGCUAGGGAAUGCACCCAAGAGGGUGGUGGGGGAGGGAGGGGCGGUGGCGGUGGUGGCACAUGCUACAAAUGUGGUGAGUCGGGUCACAUGGCUAGGGACUGCACCCAAGAGGGCGGUGGAGGUGGAGGAAGGGGAGGUGGUGGAUCUUGCUACAAAUGUGGUGAGUCUGGUCACAUGGCUAGGGAAUGCACCCAAGAGGGUGGUGGUGGAGGGAGGGGCGGUGGCGGGACAUGCUACAAAUGUGGUGAGUCCGGUCAUAUGGCUAGGGAGUGCACCCAGGAGGGUGGUGGAGGUGGAGGGAGGGGUGGUGGUGCGUGCUACAAAUGUGGCGAGUCAGGUCACAUGGCUAGGGAGUGCACCCAGGAGAGUGGUGGUGGAGGGUGGGGUGGCAGCGGUGGACGUGGAAGAGGUCGAGGCCGUGGACGUGGAUCUAGUUAUAGUUCUUUCUCUCAUGAUGAUAAUGUUGAUGUCAACGAUGGUGGUGGUAGUGGAUGGGGAGUAACUGAUGGUGGUAGUGGAUGGGGAGGGACUGGUGGUAAAAGUUGGGGUGGAAAUAAUACAAAUGAAGAAAGCAAUACAGGAAAAAGUGGUUGGGGAGUCACAGCUGCUGAUAAUAGUGGAUCUGGAAAUGAAAAUUCUGGAUGGGGUGCUGCUCCUGGGAAGAAUGUUACUCCCUCUGGCGGCGAGAGUGGAUGGGGAGCUACUGGUGGUAAAAGUUGGGGUGGAAACAGCUCAAACCAAGAAAGCAAUACAUCAAAAGGUGGUUGGGGGGUCACAGCUGCAAGUAAUGGUGCACCUGAAAAUGAAAAAGCUGGAUGGGGUGCUUCUCAUGGGAAGAAUGAAACUCCCUCUGGUCCCUCUGGUGGUGAGAGUGGAUGGGGAGCGACUGGUGGUAAAAGUUGGGGUGGAAAUAGCUCAAACAAAGAAAGCAAUACAACUGAAGCUGGUUGGGGAGCCACAACUGCCAGCAAUGGUGGAUCCGGAAAUGAAAAUUCUGGAUGGGGUGCUGCUCCUGGGAAGAAUGUAACUCCCUCUGGUGGCGAGAGUGGAUGGGGAGGGACUGGUGGUAAAAGUUGGGGUGGAAACAGUACAAACCAAGAAAGCAAUACGGAAAAAGGUGGUUGGGGAGUCACAGCUGCCAGCAAUGGUGGAGCUGGAAAUGAAAAUUCUGGAUGGGGUUCUGCUAAUGCGAAAAAUGCAACAGCUUCUGGUGGUGAGAGUAAAUGGGGAGAGACUGGUAGUGGGAGUGGAUGGGGAGGGACCGGUGGUAAAAGUUGGGGUGGAAGUAGUACAAAUGAAGAAAGCAAUAUAACAGAAAGUGGAGGCAGUGGCUAUGGAGGCGGUGGUGGACGAGGAGGUGGUAGAGGUGGUGGCGGGGCGUGCUACAAGUGUGGUGAGUCGGGUCACAUGGCUAGAGAGUGCACCCAGGAGGGUGGUGGAGGAAGGGGAGGUGGUGGACGAGGAGGUGGAAGAGGUGGUGGGGCGUGCUACAAGUGUGGUGAAUCUGGUCACAUGGCUAGGGAGUGCACCCAGGAGGGUGGUGGAGGCGGUGGACGCGGAGGUGGAAGAGGUGGUGGGGCGUGCUACAAGUGUGGUGAAUCUGGUCACAUGGCUAGGGAGUGCACCCAGGAGGGUGGUGGAGGCGGAGGGUGGGGAGGCGGUGGACGAGGAGGCGGAAGUGGUGGGGGGGCAUGCUACAAGUGUGGUGAAUCUGGUCACAUGGCUAGGGAGUGCACCCAGGAGGGUGGUGGAGGCGGUGGACGUGGAGGUGGAAGAGGUGGUGGGGCGUGCUACAAGUGUGGUGAAUCUGGUCACAUGGCUAGGGAGUGCACUCAGGAGGGUGGUGGAGGCGGCGGUGGAGGGUGGGGAGGCGGUGGACGAGGAGGCGGAAGUGGUGGUGGGGCGUGCUACAAAUGUGGUGAAUCGGGUCACAUGGCUAGGGACUGCACCCAGGAAGGUGGGGGAGGUGGAGGGUGGGGAGGUGGUGGACGAGGAGGCGGCAGUGGUGGAAACUGUUACAAAUGUGGGGAGUCUGGGCAUUUUGCGAGAGAAUGCCCAGCCAGCACUGCUUGAAGGUCACUGCCUACCACCUAUAUGAUGGUUUAUCUUUUGCAGGUUGGGUAUUAUUUUGUUUAUGCGUCGUGAUAUGGUGGGAUUGUGAAAUUCUAUUUUGGUUCCUCUCAAACAAAAUCUGCUCCGACUUCCCUUUUCUAUGGUGAAACGUGUCAUCUCACUUAUUUUAUGAAAAUAAAUAUAUCAGAAGGAAGUUUUUGGCUCAGUUGCCAGUCAUGUUGGUUGGACAUGGAAAUUGAGAAUUCAGGAUGAACUGGUUCUCAUGGUAAGAUUGCUAUUCCCUCUACUCGUUUGAAUGGAUGUGAAGAGACUAUUGGUAAAAGUUGGUGAUAAUUUUUUGAUGUUAAUGCCUUUUAGUGGUUGGUAUUUCCCUCUAGAAGUAAACUGUCUUGUUUAGUUUGCUGGUACUGUUAUUUAUGGCUGUGAAUGUGGUUACAAAACAUGGCUAAAAUUUGCAGUCUAGUUUAUGAUUCCUCCAUUAUUGACAUCCAGAGGGAACUUUUCUCUUUACAUAAAUCUUUCUCCCUCUUGUCCACCCAAAGGAAAAAAGAUUGUCCAUAGCAUUCUGUUUGAUUGAAGUUGUCUUUUAAGUUUUAUCUUAAUUUAUGUUACUUGAGUUA